AUGUGUGUUGCCUCUUCAACGUCAACUUUUGCUUCAGCAUCAGCUGCAUUCUCUGCAGCUUCUCUAACCCUUUGCUCAACAAAUAAAGAAAUUGCUUCUUCUAGGGUGGGGAAGGUAGGUUCUGGUUCAGGAAUGGGGGGUGGAGAUGCUGGUGGUGUGUGGGUAGUGUCAACGGGAGGUUCAGAGGUAGGGAUAAUGAUGUUUUCAGAGGGUGUUACGAUGGGAGUUUCAGAUGGUGUUAUUGUUGGUUGUUCAGGUGGUGGAGUUGGUGGUUGUUCAGAUUGUGGUGUUAUUGGUUGUUCAGGUGGUGGAGUUGGUGGUUAUUCAGAUGGUGGAGGAAUGUUAGCUUCUGGUUCAUGUUGUUAUUAUAAGGCAAGGGCACGAGCCUGA
This is a messenger RNA of Lathyrus oleraceus (garden pea), 390 nucleotides long. RefSeq lists its product as uncharacterized. Lineage: Eukaryota; Viridiplantae; Streptophyta; Magnoliopsida; Fabales; Fabaceae. Bases 1 to 390 code for a protein of 129 amino acids. The transcript has a single exon. The record is from RefSeq and is a predicted model, not a curated record.